CAGUCAACAUCUCUUCGGCAGUCAGCAGUAUUUUGAAAAAUAGAACCAUCCACGUCUAGCGCCACUGUUUGUUUGUUUUUUUUCAUUUGGGACUCCUCUCCUUUUUUUUUUUUUUGAAAUAUAUAAAAAGGACAUUUACAUUAUCGAAUUGUUGUGCGCGCUGUGUGUGUGUGUGUGUGUGUGUGUGUCUCCCUGACAAAUUUUGCCUUUGCUUUUUAUUUUCCAGUUCUUCUUUACGUAGAAGAAGAAAUUUGGAAAACAAACAAUCGUCGUGAAAGUGAAUCGACUCACCGAUGAAAUUGAAACGUUGACGAAACUUUUAUUUUUUUUUAUUAAGUUUCUUGUUCCGGGAAAAAAAUUUGAAGAAAAAACAAAAAAAUGAGUCCUAUAGUUUGGACCGAUAGUGAAGAAUCGUAGGAAAUUUUCGAUUGUUUUGUUUUGUCUUUCCUUGAUUGUGCGCUAACGAGCGGAACUGGCCAGUAAAAAAAAAAAAUUCUUGAUUUUGUUCGUGCGUUCGGGUUCAGUCACGCAAAUAGAACAAGAAAAAGAAGCAAAAAAUAGAAACAAGAAAAAGAACAAAAGGAAAUAGAAAAAAAAAAAAAAAAAAAAAUUAAAUUAACGACAUGGCGUUUCGCGUACGUGAAGGCAAAGUUGUUCCGCCUUCCUUGCGAUCCGAUCACCUUGCCAACCGCUAUGUCCUGACCGGUCCGAUGAGUCACGGACCUGGCGGCGGAUGGCGGAUGCCCCCCGUUCGUGUCGUUGGACCGCAAUCUCAUCACUCUUCUUUCGCUCCGGUAUUCGACGGUCAUCGUGAUCCACCCGAGGACAAGUCGCCUAAUAACAAAUACCUGUUUCGUUCAUCGCAACCUCACCUCGUCCAACCUCAAGCGCAUCUGUGGGCCAGCAAUCAACAGCAGCCCGGAUCGCUGCGCGGUCAUCCGCAGCAACCAGGCUCAUUGCGCAGUCAUCCGCCCAUGUUGCCACUACCUCCGCCACCGCCACCAGGAGCCACGCAAGUCGGCGGCAGCAGCGGAGCUAUGAAGAAACAACAAUCAACGGUAGGCAACAAUUCGCAACCGCUGAGACGAGCCGUUUCAUUCCUGGAUCGGCCCGAUCUGGUCCAGUCCAAGCAGACGGCUGGCAAACAAUCGAAAUCGCUCAAAUUCCAAGAGGAGGACGAAGUCACGUACGACCCGUGGGCAGUCGAGAACGGGGCGUCCAAGUCGACUAAAGACAACACGGUCAAGAAGAUGGGCCGCUCGAAGAGUUUCAUGGACGCAUCGCAAAACGGGGCGCCAGUUUCGAAUGUCACCGAAGGAAAAGUGCGCAAAAUGCUGCGCAAAAGCGCUUCGAUUUUGUAUCCGUCUUGGCUGGCGGCCGCCAGGCGGAAUAGCCAAUCGCACCAUCCGUCCGAGCAGCAACAGUCAGUAGGUGAUCAACAUCCGAAAAAGGAAUGGCCAAGCGGUUCGAGUAAGCGACCGUCUAAGGACGAGUCACGCCAUCAGCCGUUGAACGAGGUCGAAGACCUGAACGGCCAUCACGAGAUGGAGAACGGACAAGAGUCGGGUACGGAGGCGACGCUUUGCGAGGAUUCCACGCAGAGAGCAGGUGCAACAGGUGACGAUGAUUACGGUUGGGAAUCGAUGGAGAAAAACGAUCGCCUGCCGGCAACAACAACUUCAACUUCAGCUGGGAAAAGUGUUGCGGUAGACGAGCCGGCGACGACAGUAGGCACGGCGGACGUAAUAACAGGAGGUCCGACUCCCCGUCGUUCGACGAUGGUCCAAUUGCCACGCUUAAGCGAGCGCAAUCGCCUCGUCCAGCAGCAGCAACAGUCGUCUCCCACGGCGGCCGAUCACCCGGCAGGUUCAGUCCUCUCUUCAUCCUCUUCGUCCACUUCCUCUUCGACAUUGCCCAACAGUAGGAAACCGGCCACUAGUAAAUGGCACAUCUCUUCCGGCGGGCCGAAAUCCCUGGCCGUUACCACCGUUCAGGUGGGUCGCAAACAAACGUCGGCCCCGACGUUUAAAUCGGCCGAGAGACGAUGGCAGAGUUUGAUCGUUUUGCCCGAUUUGAACGAUGCCAAAUCGUACGAUGAUGGCAGCACGAUGGACCAUCAUCGCAGCUGCUAUCCAGUGAGCGGCUCCGUUUACGACGAGAUGCUCGAUCAACAGCACAAGAGGAGAAACAAAUCGACGACCGGUUUGAUGGGCGCUGGCAAAGCAAUCGGCGGAUCGGCCAGCUUCCUUGAGAUCGAGCGAGACUACGCAACGGUCAGCUGGGAGGACUUGAGCGAUUCCCAUUUGUACCACCACUUGCAUCCGAUCAAGGCCCUGUCGCAAACGUCGCUGGCCAUCGGUCAGCACCAGCAGCAACAGCGGAUGACGUCCUGCCCGUCUUACGAAUCGCUCGACGACUAUCUGAUCACGUCGGACGAUGAAUCGCGUCGCCAUAACAACCGCAAGACGUCGGAUUCCAUUAGCAACUCGCAAUCGCAAUCGCAGCUCGUCUAUUGCGACAGUUUCGAGAGUCUGCCCAGGCCGCCACCGCCCGCCGACGCCGAUUACAGUCCGCCCGAUAUUUCGCCCGACGACUCGUCCGAAACGCACCGCGGCGAUCGUGAAAACCGCACCGGCGGGGGCAAAAAUCGCGUCCGCGUCAAGUUGCAACGCCUGCCGACGUUCAUCCAGCGCCAGGAGGCCUGGCAACGUAAGCCGUGGAAUCAGCGAGCCCAGCAACAGCAGCACCAGCUGAAGGUGUUCUCCUCGUCGUCGGGCAUGAUUCCGGAAGCUGAUACGCCGGAGCCGCUGGCAAGCGGCCACAAUUGGCGCUCUCGUACCAGCGACCAGGAAGAGGAGGAAGUGGAUGAAGAAGAAGACGAUGACGACGAUGACCUUUCUCGCGCUCCUGACCUGAUCCAUCAUCGGAGCGCCGUGGCUGUGACAGGCCGCGGAGGCGGAGGCGGAGCUGUUGGUAUCAAGAGGUCGAUGCCAGCUGGCAACGGCAAUGCGGAUCCCGUCUACUGGCACGACUGGCUCCCGCCGCCAGCCGCACUCCUCGAUUGCGGCUGCGGUCUCUGCCGCAUUACGGCCAGCAUGAACGGAUCGGGCACCUAUCAACUGAGGGCCCCCAUGCCGUCGUCUUUAUUCGCGCCUCCGCAGCCGCCGUCUCGGCCACCUCCACCGCACGUUUUCCCUCCGUUUCAAUUGCACCGCCAGAAGCAACAGCAGCAACAACAGCAGCAGCAACAGCUUCAUCACAAGUACCAGCUGCAGCAGCAACGUUUCCAGCAGCAAAUGCGCCAGUUGCCCGCAAUAUUCGGACACGCAGCAGCGAAGAAUAAUAAUUCAGCCAUCCGGCGAGAUGCCUCUUUCCAGCAGCAGCAACAAUCGACCGCUAAACCGCCACCACUUCGCAAGAGGUUACCACCGGUGGUUGCAGGAGGUCAAAUGGGUAAAAACAGCGGCUUAUCGCCUGGACUUGAAGGAUGUAAACUGGGCGGAGGCAGUACGACGACCGAGAGCAGUAGCAGUGGCACGGCCAGCGCGGGCGAUCAGCAACACGUCGCUAUCGGCAACCGACCUCUGCUUCAAUUGCCUUUGGGCAGUUGCAGUACCAGCAGCAGCACGACCAGUAGUUCCAGUAGUUCCGGCACCGGAACUGGCAAGCGCUUACCCGGAGUAGCCGCCGAUCCAAAUAAACGCACCUGCCUUACUCCAGCAGAGGCGUUGCGGCUUUACGGAUCGCGUUUGACUGCCUACGAACGCCUGGAGAUCGAGCACUACCCAGAGAUUUGGUUCCUGGGAUUGGACGCGCGCAAGAUUCACGGGGAGGAAGGCGCUCCGCAGAACGGCGGCUAUGACGACGAGAACGGCAGCUAUCACAAAGUGAUGCACGAUCACGUGGCGUUCCGCUACGAGAUCCUGGAAGUCAUCGGCAAGGGUAGCUUCGGCCAAGUGAUCCGUGCCUUAGACCACAAAACCGGACAACAGGUGGCCAUCAAAAUCAUCCGGAAUAAGAAGCGGUUCCAUCACCAAGCCCUGGUCGAGAUCCGCAUCCUGGACCACUUAAGGCGACGAGACAAGGACGGCCUGCACAAUGUCAUUCACAUGUUGGACUACUUUUAUUUCCGCAGCCACCUCUGCAUCAGCUUCGAGUUGCUCAGUCUCAACUUGUACGAGUUGAUCAAGAAGAACAACUACCAGGGCUUCAGCCUCAACUUGAUCCGCCGCUUUGCCUACUCGCUGAUCCAGUGCCUGAGGCUGCUCCGCCGAGAGAACAUCAUCCAUUGCGACCUCAAACCGGAGAACGUGCUGUUGAAACAUCGCGGUUCGAGUUCCAUCAAAGUGAUCGACUUUGGCAGCUCGUGCUACACUCACCAGCGCAUUUACACGUACAUCCAAUCGCGAUUCUACCGCUCGCCCGAAGUCAUCCUCGGCCUGCCUUACGGUCCGCCCAUCGACAUGUGGAGUUUCGGCUGCAUCCUGGCUGAGCUGUACACGGGAUACCCUAUCUUUCCCGGUGAGAACGAGAUCGAACAACUCGCCUGCAUCAUGGAGGUCUUAGAUGUACCGCCCGACAACGUCGUCGGACACGCUUCCAGGAAACGACUCUUCUUCGAUUCCAAAGGAAACCCUCGUUGCAUCACCAACAGCAAAGGCCGCAAACGGCGACCAGGCUCCAAGGAUCUGACGUCCAUUCUCAAGAAUUGUGACCCCAUUUUCGUCAAUUUCGUCUCGCGCUGUCUAGAAUGGGAUCCCAAUAAGCGAAUGACACCUGACGAGGCCCAUCGUCACGAAUGGUUUGCCGGUGCGGCAGCCACGACUUCAUCGGGAGCGCCAGCUCCUCCAGCCAGUGCGGAAGAGGCUCCGUCGGGGCAGAGCAAAUGUUCAGAAGACUCUGAAGGAGUUUUUUCAGCUUCGUCGACAGGUUCGACGAGCAGCGUCCAACCGCAGCAGAACGGUGCCGACCGAUCGAUAAUGUACCAAAUUUUCAAGAGCAAGAAGAACAUCAGCCAAUCGCAACAAGAUCAACCGGACGAAGCUAGUCAACAGGAUGGUGAACAGAUGUCACGAUCAUCACCGACAGCGGCAUCGGGAGCGACGCGCAACUCCAAGCGGAUCGACGGCAAUUCGAACCUGGACGAUUCGGGCACUUACCUCCCUUCCAUCCUCUAAAACUUGUCAAUAUCCGCACGGGCUUCUUCUUCGUUUUCCCACCCACGUUUGUCCCUUUUGAUUUCCCUGAAGAUCAAGUGAAAAGGGAAUGACACGUACAGAGAAGGCAUAUGCAGAGAGAGUGGGCGAGAGAGAGGAGAAAGGGUUACAGGAUGUUGUGAAUGACCAACGCCCUUGCACCGCAUCCCCUCGGUCGUGAUUAUUCCUACCCCCGAUGUUGUCUGUAUGACAUUUUCUUUUGCGUCGUUAAAACAAAUUUCACUAUAUAACAGGAAAUCUCUCACUCUCUCUCCCCCCUUCUUUUGGUCGAAUUGGUUGCGCACGGAUGAUGGUCUGUCGUGUAACACCAAUAUUCUUCUCUCUUUCUCGCUCUCUUGCUCGACUUUUUUAUCCUUUUUUUUUUCUGGGACCUAAAUGGAUGUUGCAAUGAUACUAUUCACGUCGUUGGCUCCAAAAGGAUCGUGCGUACGUACAUGAAAAGGGGAACAAAAGAAAGAAAAAAAAAGUCUGUUGAAUCUUUUUUUUAAACAUACUAAACAUUCAAAAAUGGCAGAAAUGUGGUGCGUAUGUUUCCCAUUAUUCGUUUGGAGAAAAUGCAUAACCUAGAAGUUCUUGCAACAGCUCCUAAAAUGAGAUUAUUUGGAUGGGGGGAGGGUAGCUCUAGCGACUGUUUGAUCCGACCGAUUUUUAAGAAAUGUUUUAAGAGAUAGGAAUAAUCGCUGAACAUUCCAAUCUGACAGAAAGAGAACAUCUCUCUCCUUUCAGCCGAUUUUGGGAUUUUUUCUCGCGACAUUGUUGUUUGUAUAUCUUUGGUCUAACAUCGCAGUUCCAAGACCCGCAUCCUUCCUUCAGUGAAUGUUAUAGCCUUAUUGUGAAAUUUAAUUCGACAAACCGGCGCUGGUCGACCGUCCGUCGGCCAGGAUUUUCCUUUUCCUUCUUAACUUGGACUUGCAUUUUUCCAUUUCUUUUAAGUCUUGUUUCAAAUUGUAAUUUCGUUUUUGUUCUCUUGAAAUAUUUCAUGGGAACAGACGUUUGAAAAACGACUCUCGCCUCUUCCAAAUUCCCAAUAACACACUGAAUCUUUUCAGUUCUGCGUCAUUCUUGCACUGAUUGCAUUGCGAACAUGCAAAACGCUACGUAUGCAAAACGAGACAUGAAAAGGGAGGUAUAAACCCUUGCAACUUGUUCAAGAUUUCCCAGAAGAUUGACAUUUUUGUUUGUGCUCUUUGAUAUUAUAUUUUAUUUGGACUUUUGCAAUCCCCUACCCUUCCGUUCCAUCUUAUAAUAUCGUCAUUUUCUUUGAUUCACCUGAUCCCCCUUCAUUUUUCUUACUGGGCCAACCUGUCUCCCAAUCAAACUUUCUCUAUUUGAUUCCUCGUAUAUCUUCGCAUCGCCCUUUUCGAUCAAAUUCAAAGGCCCCCCCCCC
Daphnia carinata is the source of this 6603-nucleotide messenger RNA. RefSeq lists its product as uncharacterized. The record is from RefSeq and is a predicted model, not a curated record. Gene Ontology annotation, cellular component: nucleus. The coding region runs from base 624 to 5177 and encodes 1517 amino acids. Gene Ontology annotation, biological process: peptidyl-threonine phosphorylation; peptidyl-serine phosphorylation. Gene Ontology annotation, molecular function: protein serine/threonine kinase activity; protein serine/threonine/tyrosine kinase activity; ATP binding. NCBI's taxonomy places the organism in Eukaryota, Metazoa, Arthropoda, Branchiopoda, Diplostraca, Daphniidae. The transcript is spliced from 10 exons.